Molecule: messenger RNA, 10256 nt
Organism: Oryctolagus cuniculus (rabbit)
Lineage: Eukaryota; Metazoa; Chordata; Mammalia; Lagomorpha; Leporidae
Source: RefSeq, a predicted model, not a curated record
UUUUUUUUAAUGUUCUAUACUCCUUUGCAUUACCUGUCUGGUAUUUGAGGUUGUAACCUCUGUGUUGUAUGGUGUGAGGGUCAGGUUUUUCCAAGAGCCAUUUUUUAAAUAGGGUUGGUAGAGCCAUAAUAGUAUAUAUGAGUUAUAUAUAAGGAUAGAUAGAAGAAAGCCUCCAUUUUUUUUCUAUAGUAAUGAGGACUCUUUAUUGUCUAUUCUUAUCCUGGCUAGCCAUUACAGCAGCCAGUUAAUAGAAAGCCAAAGUAGAAUGUAACAAAGAAUGAUUGCUCUUUUGUGAGUCUAUUAUAGGUCAGCCACUGUGCAAAAUAUUUUGCCUUCUCACUUUCCAAUGAGAUAUUCGUUGGCCAUUCUGUUUUAAAUUGUGCCCCCUCCCAAUACUUUUUCUUCAUAGCAUUUAUUCUCAUCAUGUAAAAUCUUGUACUUCUAAAUUUUGUUUAUUGUGUGUGUCCCUGUUACAAACAUAAAAAGCAUAGUAAACACUCAUCCUGGAUGUAUCAAGAAUAAUCUUUCUUAAUUUUUAAAAUUUUUCCAUUCUCUCCCAUGUUAAUGUUUUAAAAUCAGAAGCCUAUUCUCUUAAUGUGCUUACUGCUGAAGUCAUUGAAUGGGAACUAAAAUCUGUCUGGGACAUUAAGAUAUGGGAUAUCUGCUUCCUGAAAUCCAAACUGAUAUUAGAAUGGGGCCUUCAGAGAAAGAUGACAUACUCCUAGCAAUCAAUCACUCAAGAAGUAAUUCUUAACCAGAGGCUCACCUUGUCUCCUGCCUCCAGAGAUGGAUACUGUAGCAUUUAGGGAAUAGGUGUGAGGUGUGUGGAAUUGGAAAAGACUCCCCCUCUUCCCUUUGUUCCUUUAUAGGAGAAAGUAUGCUUUCUCACCCCACAGACUUGCCAUAAUGAAUGCUCAUGGCCAACAUACUGACCCACACUUGAGUAAAACUAAAAAUUCUCUUAAUUAAAAUAUAUCAUGGCUUGAAAAAGGUUCAUGGUUAGAAAAAUCAGGUUUUUCUUGUGAUAUGGCCUUGGGGAUACUGUUAGUAAAGACUUAACAGAGAUUCUGACUUUUUCAUCUGAAUCUUCUGCUGAAGAAGAAAUGGAUAAUUUCUAAAAUCAGGAGCCUGUUUGUACAGAAUUUAUUUGGGUGGGGAGAACUUGGCCAAAGGUCCAAAUUUAAGCAGCAGGUUUUGUUUUGCUUUUGAAUAGCACAAAAUGAACUAAUCUAUGUAAGGCUGUGUCAUUCAAAGGUUUUUGAACCUUUUACUCUUGACCUUCUUUUAUAUUAACCAUUGAGUUAUUUUAGUUUCCCAUGAUAUGGGAGGAAAGUACAGUUAUUAAUGUUUUGUUUUUCUCCUGUUAGGGACUCAAAUGAACAAAUUGCCACUAUGGCCCAAAUCAUGAGUUGUGGUAACUUUUCUCUUUUGUAUGCAUAAGGAAUGUCCUAACCAUUAUCAGCUGGCUUUCAAAGCUGCUUUAUUGUCUCACAAAGGAAUAGGAAAAAAUAAGAUGGUUAUCUCUUAUUAUUGCCUGGAAGAAACUUGGUUUUCAUCAGUAUGUUUAUAUGCAAAAAUGGCAUAAUACACAACAGUGUGCUCUGAUUCACAAAUGAACUCACACAGUAUUCUGAACAUUGUUUCAUUUCAAGUUGUUUUGAAUAUAGCAAAAAGUAAACUGUAGGGAAGAAGGAAAGAUUACCGGAUGCAGAAAGGAAUUAAAGAGCUUUCAUUCUCCCUGGGCUACAUCUUACAUGUUAAAGCUGUGGCUUUAUAGUCUGGAAGAAUCAGGUGGAAAUCCAGUUUAGAAGUAUAAUGGCAACUGGGUUGUCAGGUACCAUCGCUUCUUUCCAUGCUGGGAAACUUAAAAAACACAGUGACUAGAAACAACUAAGUCUUACUUAUCCUUUUUAAUACCUUCAUCCCCAGCCCCCAAAACCAUGUGCUCUUGUCCCAUAUCACACAGAAACAUCAGUAAGAACCUUUGCCUCACCUGAAUCAUCCAGAGAGACGUUACCUGAUGGUCCCUUUUUGUAGAAUUUAAUUAGGGAAGAAGUGUUCUCCCUAGAGAAGGCUCUUAUUUGGAUCCAGUUUCAGAAGGACUCACAUCUUUGGCUUGUGUACUCUUUACCUGUUUCAACCCUAGUACCUACUAUAUGAGUAUUUUGGCAAUACGCCACUGUCCUAGCAAUUAUUUGGUCUUUAGUGACUGGCACUUACAUAACUAUGAUACUUCCUUCCUUGUCAUUCAUUAUUUCAGUUUCAGUGAUUCAGCUUAAUUUUUUUUAUCAUAAGUCCUAAAAAUCCCUUGUAGUUUGAAUUUUUUUAUUGGAUUGAUUCUUUGAUUUAUUCUCAUAACUUAUGACUCAAAUUUUUAAUCAGGCAAAUAAGUCAAAAUACAUUUUGAAGCACUUCUCAAAAAAUCUCUCUAACUUCUCUCAUAAUUUCAUGUUUUCCUAAUUUCAUGUAUAGAACCUACCCAACAUUUUACACAAUCUACUCAGAAUUAUCUUACAUAUCUAUUUUUCAAGUGUGAAUUUGUGAGUGCUAAUAAUAUGGUACGUCCCCUAAGGCUUCUUUAAUGUCAGAAUUGCUCCAGGCCUGAUUAUACUUUAGGCAAGUUCAAAGGGAUUUUAUUGUUUGUUUGUUUGUUUUAAGAAAGCCAUCAAUUCUCUCUAGGUUGUCCAGCAAGAAUUAGAAAGAAAAAAAGUGAGAAGCAAAUCUGGAGUCUUCCUGAGAUCUGCUUGUCAGCCUUGAUUCGCCUUUCCUUCAGUGACCCCUAGUAACUGAUGGGUUUCAGGUCCAUUCGGAUCACAUUGCUCAUCUCAGAGCAGAGAAUUCUGAACAGAAAAUUAGACUGUUUUCAUUUUAUACCUAUUUCAAUAGGGUUAUAAAUAGAAAAGGAAAUCCUCACAAUAAUACAGUCAAAAUUACUCUCUUCAUUUGACAUAUAUGUUGUCUAGAAGUAGAAAUAGAAAAACAGUUUCCUCUCCUGUUGUUUGUGGAAGAUAGCCCUCCAACAACAUGCCCGAGUCAGCCCCUGCAGUUCUCAUAACAAGUCAGAAAGCUGGAAGUUAAGAUUCUAAGCAAAAAGCAUGGCAAACCAAGUCCUCAUACCUUGACCUUUUUCUCUGUCUUCCUUGUUCAACCCUGUGGAACUGCUGAGGCCUAAGAGAAUAUAAUAUCAGCAAGAAGUUGAGAAGUUUACAGACCUAGAGAAACUCUACCUCUACCUUCAGCUGCCUUCUGGUCUCAGCAAUGGAGAGAAAAGUGAUCAGAAUGCCAUGUCAUCUAGUCGGGCACAGCAAAUGCAUGCCUUUUCCUGGAUUCGGAAUACCCUAGAGGAACAUCCUGAGACUUCACUGCCCAAACAGGAAGUCUAUGAUGAGUACAAGAGCUAUUGUGACAAUCUUGGUUACCAUCCAUUAAGUGCUGCUGACUUUGGAAAGAUCAUGAAAAACGUCUUUCCAAACAUGAAGGCACGUCGUUUGGGCACAAGAGGCAAAUCUAAAUAUUGCUACAGUGGACUGAGAAAAAAAGCUUUUGUUCACAUGCCAACACUGCCCAACCUUGACUUUCACAAAACUGGAGAUGGGUUGGAAGGAGCUGAGCCUUCUGGGCAGCUUCAGAACAUUGACGAGGAAGUUCUGUCUUCCGCUUGCCGCCUUGUGUGUGAGUGGGCCCAGAAAGUGUUAAGCCAGCCAUUUGACACAGUCUUGGAAUUAGCCCGCUUCCUUGUCAAAAGUCACUAUAUAGGCACCAAGUCAAUGGCAGCUCUAACUGUGAUGGCAGCAGCACCAGCAGGAAUUAAAGGAAUUCCCCAGCCUUCUGCAUUUAUACCUACAGCUGAAAGUAAUUCCUUUCAGCCUCAAGUGAAGACUUUGCCAUCUCCUAUUGAUGCUAAACAGCAACUGCAACGGAAAAUCCAGAAGAAGCAGCAAGAACAGAAAUUACAGUCCCCUUUGCCAGGAGAAUCCUCAGCAAAAAAAUCAGAAGGCUCUACAGCCAAUGGCGUGGCUAAUCUUCCCAAUGGAAAUCCUGCAAUCCUGUCUCCUCAACCUAUUGGUAUCGUUGUGGCAGCUGUCCCUAGUCCCAUUCCGGUCCAGCGGACCAGGCAGUUGGUAACUUCACCGAGUCCAGUGAGUUCAUCUGAUGGCAAAGUUCUUCCCCUCAACGUGCAGGUGGUCACUCAGCACAUGCAGUCUGUGAAGCAGGCACCAAAGACUCCGCAGAACGUUCCAGCCAGUCCUGGGGGGGAUCGUUCUGCCCGGCACCGCUAUCCUCAGAUUUUACCCAAACCAGCCAACACCAGUGCGCUCACCAUCCGCUCUCCAACCACUGUCCUCUUUACCAGUAGCCCCAUCAAGACUGCUGUUGUGCCCGCUUCACACAUGAGUUCUCUAAAUGUGGUGAAAAUGACAACAAUAUCCCUCACGCCCAGCAACAGUAAUGCCCCUCUUAAACAUUCUGCCUCAGUCAACAGUGCUACAGGAACGACUGAAGACUCCAGGAGCGUCCCACAGAUCAAGAGCGGUUCUGUUGUUUCUCUUCAGUCUCCGGGCUCUAGGACCAGCAGCACUGGGGGAACUUCCACUGUGGAAGUCAAAAUGGAACCCGAAACAUCAGCAGAUGAGCAUCCUGUGCAGUGCCAAGAGAACUCCGACGGGGCUAGGGCUCCCCAAGCAACACCUAGUGCCCUUACAGGGCAGAAAAGUAAUACAGAGGGAGCAGCGCAAAAACCUUCCAGUGAAGGCCCCGUGGACAUCAAAGCAACUAAGGUCUGUGACCAGAGGACCAAAUGUAAAAGUCGCUGUAAUGAGAUUCUGCCAGGCACUUCAACAGGCAAUAAUCAAAGCACUGUCACUCUCCCAGUUACCACUCAGAACUUAACUUUCACCAGCACCAGCUCACCAUCUAAUGGUGACUCAAUAAAUAAAGACCCUAAAUUAUGCACUAAAAGUCCACGGAAACGACUGUCUUCUACAUUACAAGAGUCCCAGGUGCCUCCUGUAAAGAAACCAAUUGUGGAACAGCUUUCUGCAGUUGUCAUAGAAGGUCAGAAACCAGGCAGUGUUAAGAAGGACCAAAAGGUUCCACAUUCAGGGAAAACAGAAAGUUCAACAGCAGGUGCUCAGAUUCCUAGCAAAGUAUCAAUAACUGUCAAUUCACACAUAGUGGAAAAUCAACCCUUGAAUUCUUCUGCCCUUAUUAUCAGUGAUUCAGCUUUGGAACAGCAGACAACACCAUCAUCAUCUCCAGACAUAAAAGUAAAACUUGAAAGGAGUGUCUUUCUCUUGGACACAGAUUCUAAACCAGAUGGCAGCUUUAAUCCAAAUGAGUGGCAACAGGUCACUAAGGAUUCUGAGUUCAUAUCUGCCAGCUGUGAGCAACAGCAAGAUAUCAGUGUUAUGACAAUUCCUGAGCACUCUGAUAUCAAUGACUUAGAGAAGUCCGUUUGGGAGUUAGAAGGAAUUCCACAGGACACAUACAGCCAGCAGCUACACACCCAGAUGCAAGAAUCUUCUUUGAAUCAAAUACAAGCACAUUCUUCAGAUCAGUUACCUCUUCAGUCCGAACUGAAGGAGUUCGAGCCUUCUGUUUCCCAGACAAAUGAGAGCUACUUUCCUUUUGAUGAUGAACUUACACAAGAUAGUAUUGUGGAAGAGCUGGUGCUUAUGGAGCAGCAAAUGUCAAUGAACAAUUCGCAUUCUUAUGGUAACUGUUUGGGAAUGACCCUUCAGAACCAGUCAGUAACUCCAGGAGCUCCCAUGUCAUCUCAUACCUCUAGCACCCACUUCUAUCAUUCAAUCCAUAGCAACGGCACACCAAUCCACACACCCACACCCACUCCUACACCAACCCCAACCCCAACCCCAACCCCAACUCCCACAUCCGAAAUGAUUGCUGGAUCUCAGAGUCUGUCUCGGGAGAGCCCUUGCUCCAGGCUAGCCCAGACGACACCUGUGGAUAGUGCUUUAGGAAGUAGCCGACACACACCCAUUGGUACUCCACAUUCUAACUGCAGCAGUAGCGUCCCUCCCAGCCCUGUUGAAUGCAGGAAUCCAUUUGCAUUCACCCCAAUAAGCUCCAGUAUGGCCUAUCAUGAUGCCAGCAUUGUCUCAAGUAGUCCUGUGAAACCAAUGCAAAGACCCAUGGCCACACACCCUGACAAAACCAAGCUUGAAUGGAUGAAUAAUGGGUAUAGUGGGGUUGGUAAUUCAUCAGUUUCUGGCCAUGGCAUUCUCCCAAGCUAUCAGGAACUCGUGGAAGACCGUUUCAGGAAACCUCAUGCUUUUGCUGUGCCUGGGCAGUCUUACCAGUCUCAGUCCCGACACCAUGACACUCAUUUUGGUCGUUUGACUCCUGUCUCUCCUGUGCAGCAUCAAGGUGCCACUGUAAAUAACACCAACAAACAGGAGGGUUUUGCCGUCCCUGCCCCUCUUGAUAAUAAAGGAACUAAUUCAUCCGCCAGCAGCAACUUCAGGUGCCGGAGUGUGAGCCCCGCUGUCCAUCGCCAACGUAAUCUUAGUGGAAGCACCCUCUACCCAGUGUCUAAUAUCCCACGGUCCAAUGUGACCCCCUUUGGAAGUCCGGUAACCCCCGAAGUUAACGUUUUCACAAAUGUUCACGCAGACACAUGUGCCAACAACAUAGCUCAAAGAAGUCAGUCAGUUCCAUUAACAGUCAUGAUGCAGACAGCUUUCCCAAAUGCUCUUCAGAAGCAAACAAACAGUAAAAAAAUAACCAAUGUGUUGUUGAGUAAACUUGAUUCUGACAAUGAUGAUGCAGUGAGAGGUUUGGGAAUGAACAAUCUGCCCUCCAAUUACACGGCGAGGAUGAAUCUCACUCAGAUCCUGGAAACUUCCACUGUUUUUCCUAGUGCCAAUCCACAGAAUAUGAUCGACUCCAGCACUUCUGUUUAUGAAUUUCAAACACCAUCUUACCUCACCAAAAGUGAUAGCACCGAUCAGAUCAGUUUUUCUCCUGGAGAUAAUCAAGCACAAUCUGAAAUUGGAGAGCAACAAUUAGAUUUCACUAGCACUGUUAAAGACCUGCUGAGUGGAGACAGCUUGCAAAGCAACCAGCAGCUGGUGGGUCAGGUGGCGUCUGAUCUCACUAACGCUGCCUCUGAUUUCUCUAGUGACAUUAGGUUGUCUUCUGAGCUCUCAGGCAGCAUCAAUGAUUUGAACACUUUAGACCCAAAUCUACUGUUUGAUCCAGGUCGUCAGCAGGGACAAGAUGAUGAAGCUACACUGGAAGAAUUAAAGAACGACCCAUUAUUUCAACAAAUCUGCAGUGAAUCCAUGAACUCCAUGACUUCAUCAGGUUUUGAGUGGAUAGAAAGCAAGGACCAUCCUACUGUUGAAAUGUUGGGUUAAAUUGUGUUUUAUAAUAUGUAGCACACUGUAUCUAAAGACAUAUGUAUUGUAUUUGUCUUAAUGGAAGUGCCUCCCGCAGCAGAAACACUUACUAUUAAUUGUGACAUUUUAAAAGCGUUUGCUGCAGAAGUGGUUUCUUCUUCAGUAGGAAAUGGUUAGACUUGCCUCAGUUCUUAACAAGUUUCUGAAGACAGUAGGCUGUAGAAGAGCAAGUAUUAGGUUUUUAAAUUUUAUAAUGUUCCCCAUUUAAUCACAUUGUUUGCUAGUAAAGAAUUGACUAGCCAGCUUUUACAAGAGCAGUCUAGAUCUUUAUUUUGUAUAAGUUCAUUUUAAUUCAUCAGUUAAUCUACACAGGAUUCUGAAGAAACCAUCAGUUUUAGGUAUAGCUAUUUUGUUGUUGGCAUUAUCUUUUAGAUAAGAAAUCAUAGCGAAGAUGAACUGUAGACGAGAAGGUCUUCCUUGACACAGGGAUAAUAUUCAGGUUAUUAUAAAUAUUUAGGCUUGAAGCAUAGAGCUACUGUAGGAUGGAGAAUCUCUGUAGGACUUUCUGAGGCUUCAGUACCAUUUAUACCCACAAUGAAGGGCUUAACUAGGAGAGAAAAUGGAAAAUUAAGUAUUAAGGAAAGCAAAAGCUGCACUAAAAUUUUUAAGAGGAAAAACUAGUAGCCAUUUAUACUUGUGACCUUGCAUUAGUCUUAUUUUAAAAUGUUGAUUUUAGUAUGGAGCUAGCAAACAGAGAUGCACAGGCACACACAUACACACACACAUGCACACACACAAGUCAUUAUUAACUCUAGAAUGUAAUUUAAUGGAAUAAAUACAAGUAUGUUAGAAAAAUGUUUCAUAUUUUAUUAUUUACUAGUUGAGAUAGGGAUCUUAGAAGGAAAAACAUUUUAAUUUCAACAAAAUGGUUGAAUGUACAUAUUAAAAUUCUAUUUAAGAUUUAUUUUGAGGUUUUUCAUUAUAAAUAUUCUUUAGUAACCAGUUUUUUCCUCCUCCAUUUAGUGACUGACUCCUUCACUCCUGCUGAAUAUAGGAAUGCAGUUUGAUCAUGGGAUCCAUUUGAAAAACAAAUAAGCAAGGAGAUAACAAACUGAAUGAGAAACGUUUUACCACCUAAGGUCUGAAGCCACAUAUCUUUAUAUAUCUGAUAAAACAAAGGGGAUAUCAGUAGUACUUGAAGAAGAGGAGCAUUUUAUUACAUGCUUAAUUUAUUUAUUGUGAUAACCACAAUUGCAAAAGAAGCAAAGCACUCAGGAUUUGUUUUAAAAUGUUUCUCUCUAUGGCUCCCAUUUUGUUUUAUGGAUAAUAUUUAUGAAUUUCACAUUGACACAAAUCUGCUCACUAGUUGACAGCUCCAUUUAAGUGUGUUUCAAGAUAACUUUCAAAGAGGUUUUUUAAUUGCCAGUAAGUUUUUAAAGCUAACAUUAACCCGUUUGCUUUGCUACCUUGAACCUAGCUAGGCUUUUUAUUUUUGACCUUCAUUAGAAAGCCAAUCAGAAAACUACAAUCAAUGAAUAUUUAACAAAUGUGAUGAAAGGUUUAAUUUAAUAAGUUUUCAUUGUUCAAUAAAUUUGCAAGCUAGGGUAUUAACAUAUUUUGAUAAAUAACUGGUGCUAGCAUUGGCUCAGAGGUUUAUAUAUUGGUAUGUCCUAGUUAUUGGCAUUUGUGUGUGUUUGCUGUUAUCUUGAUUUAAUGAUCUGUUAGAUUUUUUUUCCUUGAUGCUAGUAUUUCUUCACUGUACAUUGAGACACAGCACUACUGCACACCAAAGUAUGCAAUACCCAAAGGAAACUGUGUGAUUUCUUUUAACAAAUGAUGGGAGCCUUUCUAUAUGAGAUACUCUGAAAAGGAGAUUUUGAGGCCAUUCUAAUCCCUUGUUUACAUUAUUAGCUUCCUACUAAUAUAAAAAUAAUGGAAAUCUUUUUUGAUAAAAAUACUAAGACUGGAGGAUUUUUAACCCCCUGUACAGUAUCGCAGCAAACUCUUUAAAUUUGAUUGAAUUCGUCCAGCAAACUUUCUGGGGUUCUAUAUUGCACUAAAUUUGUUGAACCUGUGGUAGGCACAUCUCUUAGGAUAAAUGCAACCAAUACAGUCCACAGAUUAAACUUUUUAAAUGUGUUUCAUUAUGAAAAGACAAAAUGUCAUCAAAGUGACAGAUAAAAUUGUCUUAUGUAGCAAUGUGCAUUGAUCUCAAUGAGAUAUUUCUAUUUCUUAUUCUCUUACAUGAGAAUAUUACAGCAGGAAGAAUUAAGUUUAGUUUGCUUCACCAUGUUAAUACAUGAUCACAAAAUGUGCAUGAGUGUUAUUGACUUAUCUUGUACAGUACUAGGUAUUCCUGUAACCACUUUUUUUUUCUUGGCUGUAUUGAAACUGGUUCACUGUUAACCAGGCAAGCAUAGUUAUUCACAAGUUAUUUACUUUUUUAUGUUUACUAAUUCUGCUUAGUUAUUGUUGAAUAUGUUCUUUUCUGAGAUUAUUUUCAUUGUUUUGAUGUUUAAAACAUUUUGCAUACUGUUUAUCAUGAUAAGACUUCAUGAAGUAAAUAAUUUUGCAUAUAAUUGCAAUAAGCACUGACUUUUGAACUGAAAAGAAGGAAAGUGUUUUUUGUGCAGUGCAUCUGAGGUUCAAAUAAUAGUCUUGUACUACAAUGUGCUUUACUACAUCAUAAAUGACAAAAACAAGCCCUGUUUCAUGUUUUCAUUUAGUGCAAAAAAGUCAGACUUCCCCCAGUGUUCUGUUGUCUGUUGUACCUGCUGAAACUACAGUAGUUGAAUAUCGCGGUAGCAUUUCAGUUCUCUUUUUUUAUUGAAAGUGCUCAAAAAUUGUUUUUUAAAUGUUUUCAAAAACAAUUAAAAACAUUUUAUAUUAAACUGA